Molecule: messenger RNA, 1460 nt
Organism: Thamnophis sirtalis
Lineage: Eukaryota; Metazoa; Chordata; Lepidosauria; Squamata; Natricidae
Source: RefSeq, a predicted model, not a curated record
GAAGGCCGUGAGCCUGAUUAUUCAGAAUACAAAGAAUUUAAGCUGACUGUGGAAAACAUAGGUUACCAGAUGCUGAUGAAAAUGGGCUGGAAGGAAGGGGAUGGUCUGGGAUCUGAUGGUCAGGGUAUCAAAGCUCCUGUUAACAAGGGGGUGACGGCCGUGGAUGGAGCGGGGUUUGGAAUCGACCGUCCUGCUGAUUUGUCCAAGGAUGACGAUGAGUACGAGGCCUUUCGGAAGAGGAUGAUGUUGGCCUACAGAUUCCGGCCCAACCCACUGAACAACCCUCGGCGCCCUUAUUAUUGAUGCAGCAGUGUGUUUCUUCUCACCUCCCACCUACUCCCUGGUCCUCCAGUGAUGGAUUGUUUACUGUGACAAGUUUAUUAAAACAAAAAAAUAUGUCCCUUUCUUUUGUUUAGAAAGGACUGUGUUCCAGGUUUAGCCUCCCAUCUGUUUACCCGCCCACGGAUGUUGGACCUUUUUGAUGUGGUUGCGGAACUCCCCCCCCACUUUUAUUAUUAUUAUUAUUUUUAAAAAUGUGACCCCAUUAAAGAAAGGAUAGGAGCAAGUCGGAACGGAGAUGGUCAGAAAAAAAAUGUUCCCGAGUCAUACACAGCCCAACCAUUUGUGAGAAGGGGGAAUUGGCCUAAAAACAUUGGUUAAAUAAUGUGUAAUCUUCAUUUUACUCGGCUUCUUCUUUUUUUUUCGGAAGCCCUGCUCCUCUCUUCAUGAACAUAGACAUUUUGUGUUGCUGUUCCUUGUUGAUGGUGGGAUCUGCAGGGAAGGAUCGCAGGAUGGGAUGUAGAAGGCAAGCAGCAACACAGGCGGAAAUAAGGAAGGUGGAGCUCCCCAAAGAUAGUAAGAGGAUUUCCACCUGUAAUUCGAAAGAGCAAGAUUUGGAUUGCAGUAAUUUAGGAAAGGGGACUGUUUUUAAAUUUGGGGGGGGGGGUAAUUAUCCCAGAGUAUUACGUCUGUGUGAGGGUGUCAGUUUUAUCCCAGUUCUGAGGUAAUCUUGUGUAAGCGUGCAAAGCCAUCGUAUAUCGGCCAACUUUCUCUUUUUAGAGGACAGUCGGCUCUCCUUUUUCUCACUCUUUAGUUAUUUCAAAGAGCGGGGGAAAUUUGAAUUGCUCCUUAGGCCAAGCCAGAGGCCAAAACCAAACAUAUCUUUAGCUCGAUUCUCAUCAGUAGAUUUUUAGUAAAUCUUUCAGGUUUGUCCCAAAGGAGAAAGGUUAGAGAAAGUGGGGGGGAACCAAAAAUCUUUUUUUUUUUUUAGCACAAAUACACACCCUGUCCACCAAGGCAAACCUCUCUCUUCCGUGAUCUUCCAACAUUAAAACAUCUGUUGUUCCUUCAUGUAGGCUCUCAAAUGAUGCUUAUUUUCAUUUUUGUUAAAUCUUAAUGAUGUAGAGUUGAUACGUUGGGCUUUCACCAAACAUGUUAAUAAAGCUAGAGAAAUAAUGAGA